Sinocyclocheilus anshuiensis is the source of this 6931-nucleotide messenger RNA. It is a transcript of the gene kif1b, whose product is annotated as kinesin family member 1B. Gene Ontology annotation, biological process: microtubule-based movement. Lineage: Eukaryota; Metazoa; Chordata; Actinopteri; Cypriniformes; Cyprinidae. Bases 293 to 6124 code for a protein of 1943 amino acids. The record is from RefSeq and is a predicted model, not a curated record. Gene Ontology annotation, molecular function: ATP binding; microtubule motor activity; microtubule binding. The transcript has 54 exons.
UCCAUAUCCUAAGCCUGCGAGAGGAACGGUCACCAGCAUCAGCCUAACUAAAUAUAUCAGAAACGCAAGCAUCUUGCGCGGCGUUGGAGAAUGAAACGCAGCUAUAAUGGGUGUAUAUAACAAAAAAGGAACUAUUAAAAACUUAACCGUCAGUCUUUUUUGAUUUUUGCUGCUGGUUGUAGACGUCAUUGGAGAAUUGGCAUCGUGCAGGAUUUCUAUGCUGUUUUAGUCGUCUACGUGUGGAUAUAUAGCGGAGAACAUUCUGUGGGUUUAAAUCACAACAGCUUCAACCAUGUCUGGUGCCUCCGUGAAAGUGGCUGUCAGAGUGCGGCCCUUCAACUCAAGAGAGACCAGCAAAGAAUCAAAAUGCAUAAUACAGAUGCAAGGGAACUCCACUACUAUUUUGAACCCCAAGAACCCAAAGGAACCACCAAAAUCCUUCAGCUUCGACUACUCGUACUGGUCUCACACCUCACCGGACGACCCCAGCUUUGCGUCACAAAGUCUUGUGUUCAAUGACAUCGGGAAGGAGAUGUUGCAGCAUGCUUUUGAGGGAUAUAAUGUCUGUAUUUUUGCCUACGGCCAGACCGGAGCUGGCAAGUCCUACACCAUGAUGGGAAAGCAAGAGGAAGGACAGGAAGGCAUUAUUCCACAGCUCUGUGAAGACCUCUUUGAGAAAAUCAAUGACAAUAACAAUGAGGAGAUCUCGUACUCGGUGGAGGUGGCUUAUAUGGAGAUAUACUGUGAGCGGGUGAGGGACCUGCUAAACCCUAAGAAUAAAGGGAACCUGCGUGUCAGGGAACAUCCUCUACUUGGGCCGUAUGUUGAAGACCUCUCAAAACUGGCCGUCACCUCUUACACAGACAUAGCUGACCUCAUGGAUGCUGGUAACAAAGCCAGAACUGUUGCCGCCACCAACAUGAAUGAGACAAGCAGCCGCUCUCAUGCAGUCUUCACUAUCGUUUUCACCCAGAGGAAGUAUGACAGCGAGACAGACCUGUCCACAGAGAAGGUCAGCAAAAUCAGCCUGGUGGAUCUGGCAGGAAGUGAGCGUGCUGACUCAACAGGGGCCAAAGGAACCAGACUGAAGGAGGGAGCAAACAUCAAUAAAUCUUUAACUACACUAGGAAAGGUUAUUUCAGCGCUGGCUGAGGUGGAUAACUGUACCAGCAAGAGCAAGAAGAAAAAGAAGACGGACUUCAUUCCUUACCGAGACUCAGUGUUGACAUGGCUGCUAAGAGAGAAUUUAGGAGGGAACUCGAGGACAGCUAUGGUGGCCGCCCUGAGUCCUGCUGACAUUAACUAUGAUGAAACUCUCAGCACACUCCGAUAUGCAGACAGAGCCAAGCAGAUCAAGUGCAAUGCAGUCAUCAACGAGGACCCCAACGCCAAACUUGUGCGGGAGCUGAAGGACGAGGUGACGCGUCUAAAGGAGCUGCUCCAUGCCCAGGGCCUUGGGGACAUUCUGGACAUCGAGCCAAUGGGGGAUGAUUACCUUGGAAGUGGAAGCAAAUGUCACGAUAUUAACGAUGUUAAAACAAUGAUCUAUCGGAGAAAAGACCUGAAAGAUAUACACAACAAUAAGCACAGAUACUUGCUUGCCUCAGAGAACCAACGGCCUGGCCAUUUCUCCACAGCACCUAUGGGCUGCCUGACAGCCUCUCCGUCCUCAGGCUCUCUGUGCAGCCAGGCAGGGCUUCAGUCCGUCUCAAGCAUCCAGGAGCGCAUCAUGUCCACGCCGGGCGGAGAAGAGGCCAUCGAGAGGCUGAAGGAGUCAGAGAAGAUCAUAGCCGAGCUGAAUGAGACCUGGGAGGAGAAGCUGAGGAAGACUGAGGCCAUCCGUAUGGAGAGAGAGGCGCUGCUGGCAGAGAUGGGAGUGGCCAUACGGGAGGAUGGGGGAACCCUGGGUGUCUUCUCUCCUAAAAAGUUUGUUCCUGAUAGACCAACGUCACUGUCUGUUGAGGACUUUAGUGUUUAUUCUUCUAAUCAGCUUUACGUUGAAAGGCCCUGUGAAGUCUAUACUGACUUUAAUGGGGUAUUUUCACCCAAAAAGACCCCUCACCUAGUGAACCUGAACGAGGAUCCUUUGAUGUCAGAAUGUCUGCUUUAUUACAUCAAAGAUGGAAUAACAAGGGUGGGCCAGGCAGAUGCAGAAAGAAGACAGGAUAUAGUUCUAAGCGGAGCUCACAUCAAAGAGGAGCACUGUGUCUUCCGCAGUGAGAGAAAUGCCAACGGAGAUGUGAUUGUCAAGUUGGAGCCAUGUGAAGGGUCCGAAACAUAUGUGAAUGGAAAACGUGUGACUUCUGCAGUCCAACUGCGCUCAGGUAACCGCAUUAUCAUGGGAAAGAACCACGUGUUCCGGUUUAACCACCCUGAGCAGGCUCGCGCUGAGCGUGAGAAGACCCCGACAGCAGAGACCCCCGUAGAGCCAGUGGACUGGACCUUUGCCCAAAGAGAAUUGCUGGAGAAACAGGGUAUCGACAUGAAGCAAGAGAUGGAGAAAAGACUUACAGAAAUGGAGAUCCUGUACAAAAAAGAGAAGGAAGAAGCGGACCAGCUGCUUGAGCAACAGAGACUGGUAUAUGAGAGUAAACUGCAAGAGCUGCAGAAACAGGUGGAGACUCGCUCACUGACUGCAGAGACCCCAGAUGAAGAGGAAGAUGAAGAGGAAGAGGAUGAAGUGCCCUGGACCCAGCAUGAGUAUGAGUUGGCCCAGUGGGCUUUCAGGAAGUGGAGAUAUCACCAGUUCACCUCCCUCAGAGACCAGCUGUGGGGCAAUGCUGUGUACCUCAAAGAAGCCAAUGCCAUCAGUGUGGAGCUCAAGAAAAAGGUCCAGUUCCAGUUUGUCUUACUCACGGACACCCUAUACUCUCCGCUGCCCCCGGAGCUGCUGCCCCCAGAACCAGAGAAAGAGCGUGACACUAGGGCUUUCCCUCGAACAGUGGUGGCUGUGGAGGUUCAGGACUUGAAGAACGGAGCCACUCACUAUUGGUCCCUGGAGAAACUUAAGCAGAGGCUGGACCAGAUGCGAGAGAUGUAUGACCGUGCAGGCGAGAUGGCCUCGUCCAAUCCGAGUGAGGAUGUGGAGGGUGCUUUGACCGGCAGUGACCCGUUCUAUGACCGCUUCCAUUGGUUCAAGCUGGUUGGGAGCUCACCUAUUUUUCACGGCUGUGUGAAUGAGCGUCUGGCCGACCGCACUCCCUCGCCCACCUUCUCCACCACCGAUUCUGAGAUCACUGAGCUGGCCGACGAACGGCAGAGCGAGAUGGAGGAUUUCAUGGAUGACGAGGCUUUUGUGGACGACACCAGCUCAGACGCUGGGACCGAGGAAGGCUCUGACAUCUUCAGCGAUGGGCAGGACCCCUUCUAUGACCGUUCCCCAUGGUUCAUCCUGGUGGGCAGAGCCUUCGUGUACCUGAGUAACCUGCUGUACCCUGUGCCUCUGGUGCACCGUGUCGCUAUAGUAACAGAGAAGGGAGAAGUGCGAGGAUUCCUGCGAGUGGGGGUCCAAGCCAUCGCUGCUGACGAAGAGGCUCCUGAUUAUGGAUCUGGUGUGCGUCAGUCGGGCACUGCUAAGAUUUCCUUCGACAAUGAGUAUUUUAAAAAGAGUGAUUUCUCCUCCGUGGUCAUGACCCGCUCUGGCAUCUCUUUGGAAGAGCUGCGUAUUGUGGAAGGUCAAGGUCAGAGUUCGGAGGUCAUCACCCCUUCAGAAGAGAUGAACAGAAUAAAUGACAUGGACUUGAAGCUUGGGAACGUGGACACAAAACUGGGUGACGGCUUGGCAGAGCAUCUGGAAGUGGGCAGUAUUUUCACUUUCCGCAUCACUGUUCUGCAGGCGAGCGGCGUCCCGCCCGAGUACGCAGAUAUCUUCUGCCAAUUCAAUUUCCUCCAUCGUCACGAUGAGGCGUUCAGCACAGAGCCCCUGAAGAACACAGGCAAAGGUGCCCCGCUGGGCUUUUACCACGUACAGAAUAUCUCAGUGGAGGUGACAGAGUCUUUUAUUGAGUACAUAAAGACCAAGCCAAUUGUGUUUGAAGUGUUUGGCCAUUACCAACAGCACCCACUGCACAUUCAUGGACAGGAAGUGGUCAGCCCUUCUCAGCCUUCUAGAAAGUACUACCCCCCACCUAUGCCUUUGUCUAAACCAGAUCAUGCACGUAAGAUAGAGUUGAUCAGGUACCUGAUGAGCGGGUAUGUGCACGGCCAGGUGUUGGACACACUCUCGGAGCACGCCAACGCACUGGCCUCCGCAGCCGUCGCCAGCCUGGAGGAAGGGGCAGAUGAGCUGUCCCACUUCCCUUUCCUCCCGGUACCCAACAGCCCCGUUCUCAGAGUGCGCAAACACAACGUGCCAGCCACCAAACUGAACACCAUUACCAAGUCUAACCUGGGUCAGUGUGUGAGCAAGUAUGACCUGCUGGCCUGGUUCGAGAUCAGUGAACUGGAGCCCACUGGAGAUUAUAUCCCAGCAGUAGUAGAUCACACAGGAGGUCUUCCCUGUCAUGGCACGUACCUUUUGCACCAGGGCAUUCAGCGUAGAAUAACAGUCACUCUGAUCCAUGAGAAGGGCUGUGAGCUGCACUGGAAGGACGUCAGAGAGCUGGUGGUUGGUCGAAUUAGGAAUAAGCCAGAAGUGGAUGAUUCGGCUGCAGACGCAGUCCUGUCUCUCAACAUCAUCUCAGCUAAAAACCUGAAAUCUUCUCACAACUCCAGCAGCCUUUGUAUUGAUAGCGAUAUAGCUAGGACGUUCUACCGGUUCGAGGCUGUCUGGGACAGCUCCCUGCACAACUCUCUCCUGCUGAACCGUGUCACUCCCUACGGAGAGAAGAUUUACAUGACCCUGUCAGCUUAUCUUGAGCUUGAUCACUGCAUCCAGCCUGCCAUCAUUACCAAGGACAUCUGCAUGGUCUUCUACUCCAGAGAUGCUAAGAUCUCUCCUCCACGCUCCCUGAGGAACCUGUUCGGCAGUGGCUACUCCAAAACCCCCGACUGUAAUAAAGUGACUGGAAUCUAUGAGCUAAGCUUAUGCAAAAUAGCUGACACAGGAAGCCCAGGUAUGCAGCGACGGAGGCGGAAGGUUCUGGAUACAUCUGUGGCGUAUGUGCGUGGAGAGGAGAACCUGGCCGGUUGGAGACCCAGAGGAGACAGUCUGAUCCUGGAGCACCAGUGGGAGCUGGAGAAACUCGAGCAGUUGCAUGAGGUGGAGAAGACACGUCACCUGCUGCUGCUCCGUGAGAAACUGGGUGAGACGGCUCCUCCUAAAUCCCUGAGUGACUCCCUGUCUCCCAGUCUGAGCAGCGGCACCCUCAGCACCUCCACCAGCAUCUCCUCCCAGAUCUCCUCCACCACCUUUGAGAGCGCCAUCACGCCCAGUGAGAGCAGCGGAUACGACUCCACAGACAUCGAGAGCUUGGUAGACCGCGAGAAGGAGCUGGCCACUAAGUGCCUCCGUCUCCUGACACACACUUUCAACAGUGAAUACAACCAGAUGUAUAACAGCAUCAGUGACUGCAAGUUGUCGGAUAUCUCUCCUAUGGGCCGUGAUCCAUCCGUCACCAGUUUCAGCAGUGCUACUCUCACACCCUCCUCCACCUGCCCCUCUCUGUCAGACUCUCGGACCCCUGAAGCUAACUCAAGUGCCACCAGCCCCUCAUGCUCAGACUAUGAGAACUUCCCCAUGGUGCCCAUUCUGGAAACGUCCUACCUGGCCCGCGCCGGCAAACACGAGUUCCUCAACCUUGUGCCUGAUAUUGAGGAAAUGAGACCUGGGUCUGUGGUAUCUAAGAAGGGAUUCCUCAGUUUCAUGGAGCCCCGCUCCAACUCCUGGGUGAAGCACUUUGUGGUGGUUCGUCGGCCAUACGUGUUCAUCUACAACAACGACAAGGACCCAGUAGAGAGGGGAGUGCUGAAUUUAUCCACUGCCCAGGUGGAAUACAGUGAAGACCAGCAGGCCAUGCUCAAGACACCUAAUACAUUCGCCGUGUGCACCAAGCACAGAGGGAUCCUCCUCCAGGCCAACAAUGACAAAGACAUGAACGACUGGCUGUAUGCCUUUAACCCACUGCUAGCAGGAACAAUAAGGUCAAAGCUGGCGAGGAGACGGUGCAGUCUGAUGAAGAACUGAACGAGCGUGCACACACACAGAGAUAGUGCUCACUUCUCGCUCUACCUUUACAACGUACCAAGUGUGUUAACACUUCUAAAUCUUUGUGGUUCUUGACAGUUUCUCUUGUAUGUAGACCUGUGGCUCUGUUCUCCUCUCUAGCAAAUGAACUUUCAGUUCCUAAAUCCCAACUGUCCCCUUCCUCCUCCUCCUCCUCCUCCUCCCCUCUCUAUUGUGUUAUUGAUUGGAUUUAUUCUGUCUUCAGUUUUGUUCUCUGUCAUAACUGAACCUCCUUCAAGUAGCAUGUUGUAAUAGUCUGUUUGUGCGUGCACGAAUCUUCAGAGCAGGUUCUGCUUUCUCUUGAGUUACUCUCGUCUGGAAACUUCAUCCUUACAGUGUUGUCUGCCAGGAACAUCUUACCCUCAGGAGAAAGUUGGUUUGCUAUAAAAACCCCCAUUGAGUAAAAAAAUAUAUGUUAAUAUAAAUAAUAUCUAAAAUAUUCCGUAUUUAAUUAUCACAAAUCAACUUUCUCUAUAACACAAAAACAAAUAGCUUUGCUCCAGAUAUUGCUUAAAAAAAAGAUUUUUAAAUGGACCAAAGCACUUCUUGAAGAUGCUUAAUUUUCUAAACAAAGAAAUUGACCCUUCAAUUUAAGAUACUGAUUUGAUAGGUUACAGUUAACGAAAUGAAGGAUUGAAUUAUUUAUGUGGUUUAUUAUCUCAAGUCUGCAGGGUCAUUAAACCAGCCCUUGAGAAUGAGCAGGAUCACUUUUUAAUAUUAUUGAACAUUUAUCAUGUAUCUCUACUGAUUAUCUUAACUUAUUUUUAU